Molecule: messenger RNA, 1755 nt
Organism: Humulus lupulus (European hop)
Lineage: Eukaryota; Viridiplantae; Streptophyta; Magnoliopsida; Rosales; Cannabaceae
Exons: 4
Coding region: 1-1755 (584 amino acids)
Source: RefSeq, a predicted model, not a curated record
AUGGUUUUGGAAUCUGGGGUUGUUCAUUUUGAUAGGAAACCUAUUCUAUUGAGGCCUUGGUCGACUAACUUAGACAAACUGAGGCUAGUGAAAUCAGUUCCGGUUUGGAUUAGGUUACCUGAUCUUGGCCUUCAAUAUUGGGGUACUAAAAGUUUGAGUGCUCUUGUUAGUACCAUUGGCAAACCCAUGAUGAUUGAUAAGGUUACAAAGGAAAGGUCUAUGGUGAAGUUUGCUAGCGUGCUUGUGGAUGUUGAGAUAUCAGAUCAUAUACCUCAGUUCAUAAGCUUUCUUAAUGAGCGAGGCCAACUAAUGGAGCAGGCUAUAGAGUUUGAAUGGCUGCCUACCAGAUGUUCGCUUUGUAAAAGAUUUGGUUAUUUUGAUGCUAGUUGCAAGCGUGAUCAGGGGGCUAUUUGGAGGAAAAAGGAGAAAAAGUCUGGCCUGGAGAAUGGUGGGACUGUGGGUUCUCAAGGUCCUUCUGCUUCCGGAUAUGAAACUUUGUCCAAAGCUCCUCAAGAUUUGAUGACUGGAAAGAUUGUACAGCUAGGAAUAUUAAAGGAGACUAGUAGCUCUAAAGUUGGGCAGGAGUUGAAGUGGACCACACCAAAAAAAGUGGGAGGAACUAAACAACUUGCUCCAGCAACUCAUAAUUUGAGGACUAACAAGCUCAAUAAAAUUGGCUUAGGAGCAUUUCUAGAAACUAAAUUGAGGGGAAAUAAGAUUAAGGAUCUGAUGCGGAAUGUUUUCAUGGGUUGGGACUGUUUUAGUAGGCCGACUGUGGAAGGUAGGAUAUUAUUAGUUUGGAAGGCUGAUAUUGUUUCCCUUAGUAUUAUUCAGGAAGAUGACCAAUUCAUUCAUUGUUGCGUGAAGAUUAAGGGUGUUACUCAGAAGUUUUGUUUGACUCUUGUGUAUGGUUGGAAUUCGAUUGAGGAGAGGAAAAGUCUUUGGACUCAGUUAUCAUUGCUUGAAUUUCCAGUGCUUCCUUGGUUAGUAGUUGGAGAUUUUAAUGCAGUUUUUGACUAUGAUGAUCGUAUUGGUGGUCGUCCUGUUACUGAGUUGGAAUUGGAAGAUGGUCGUCAUUGGAGGCGGAUUAUUAAGAAAUUAAAUAGGUUAAAACCUGUUUUGCUUCAGUUUAAUAAAAUGAAAGUUGAAAAAGAGGCUUAUUUCAAGUUUGGCCGUCAGUCCAGAAUGUAUGAGAGUUUUCUUAGACAAAGGAGCAAAAUCACUUGGCUUAGAUAUGGAGAUGAGAAUACUUCUUAUUUUCAUGCUAGUCUAAAGCAGAGAAAAAUUGGUAAUUGGAUUACUUCUUUCAUGAAUGAUGCAGGGCAGCUCAAUGAUAACUAUGAAGAGGUUGUUGCGUAUUUCAUUAAUCAUUUCAAAGGUUUUCUUGGUAGUUCUAGUUCAGCUUCUACUCGAGUAGAGCAAAAGUGCUCCCAGCAAGGGGCUAUUUUGACACUGGAGCAACAACUUGGUCUAUUAAUGCCUUUUACCAAGAAGGAUGUUAAGAAGUCUUUAUUGAGUAUUCACUCAAUCAAGAUUCUUGGACCAGAUGGAUAUGGUUCGGGCUUCUACAAAUCUUUAUGGAAGGAUAUAGGGGAUGAAAUUUCAGAGGCAAUACUAACAUUCUUUGAUCGAGGAGAGAUUCCUCAUGAACUUAACAAUACAAUCAUAUCCCUCAUUCCUAAGGUAGAUACUCUCGCUAAAGCUGUUGAUUAUAGACCUAUUGCUUGCUGUAACACACUUUAUAAAUGCAUUUAA